Harpegnathos saltator (Jerdon's jumping ant) is the source of this 3525-nucleotide messenger RNA. It is a transcript of the gene ClC-b, whose product is annotated as chloride channel protein 7. The transcript has 12 exons. The coding region runs from base 859 to 3276 and encodes 805 amino acids. The record is from RefSeq and is a predicted model, not a curated record. NCBI's taxonomy places the organism in Eukaryota, Metazoa, Arthropoda, Insecta, Hymenoptera, Formicidae. Gene Ontology annotation, cellular component: intracellular membrane-bounded organelle; lysosomal membrane. Gene Ontology annotation, molecular function: chloride transmembrane transporter activity. Gene Ontology annotation, biological process: chloride transport; transmembrane transport.
UCUCUCUCUCUCUCUCUUUCUCUUCCAUGUAUUUCGUUAAUAAUUAAGAAACGCGCGUCGUGGUGUCUUGACGAAGAAAGAAGAGAAUUAGAAACUGCGUAGGAUUGAUUGGUCAUUCAUUAUUAUAAUGUCACAAUUAAGACUUUUGUUUCUUCGGGAUACUUUUUAUUAUUUUUUAUUAUUUUUUAUUAGCAGACUUGUAAAGGACUUCGGUUCUUGCAAGAAUUUUCAGCAUGCAUUCGCGCGCUUCCGACGCGCGCUUCCUCCGGAGAUGUCUAAAGAAACUUCAUUGUGCGAAUAAAGGCGUUCACGUCAUGAAAGUACAACUUGUUCUCUUGUCGAGGUAAUCGCAAAAAACGUUAAAACUCCACGGCAAGAACGCGACCUGGAUCCCUUUGGCGAUUUUGUCGUGAUCGAGAAAUCACGAUGCUGCCCUUUCGAUUGUUUCGAUUUCGAUCCUCUCGAGAUCGGACAACAACAUGAUCGCUCAUAAUAGAAUCAAUCGCGCGUCACUUAUCGACGACGCGGCACGCUUUAUCGAUCGCUGUCGUGGCACUUUCUUCCGUGAUUGCCCAAUGAUGAAUCACCGGCUCAGUCACGUGCUUGCUACCGCCGCCGUCGCGAUUCGAUUGUACGAGAUCUUCUGUCAUUUUCCUCGCGUGCGUCAGCUUUAUGUGUGUCGUCAUAGUAGUACUUAUAUCAAGUGCGUUGCUCGGCUAUGCGAUCGCGCUGCGACAGUGUGCUACGAUGCAAAUUAGUGUGAAAACGUCCUCCCUAUCAUUAUAUCGUUUCGUUACGACACGUUAGUCAAACAUAAAAUGCGGUAAACGGAUCCCCGGAUCCUGGCCACACGUGAAAAUGACAGAUCCGUCGACGAGCGUUAUCGGGAUCAAUAGAGAUGAGGACAGCAUUAACGUGUGCGUCGAGGAGGACCGAGAGAGACUAAUCAAGCCGAGGAAUAAUUUCGCGUCAUAUUCUAACGAAGAUGUAAACGUGCGAUUUCGUAGUACCGUCAAUAACAGUAUCAGCGAAUGCAACAAUAUAGAGGAUAUCUCGGGUCAAAAUCCAAGGAGACUGAAUAUCGGAGACAUAACCCCAGGAGCGACAAAUUUCCUGUCAACCAAUUAUGAGAGCUUGGAUUAUGAUACCUGUGAAAAUUAUCUUUUGCAAGAUGAAGAGAGGAAAAAAGGCUUCAAGUUUGUUGUCAAAAAGAACUUUGCCAGAUGGUUAAUUUUCCUUUUAAUAGGAAUUUGUACUGCUCUUAUAGCAUGUUUUGUAGAUAUAUCGAUAGAAGAAUUAUCCAAUCUGAAGUACGGCUUUCUUAAGAAAUAUGUGGACCAUUGUAUAGCAGAGAAUUGCCUUUGGUUGCCAUAUAUUAUAUGGUUAAGUCUAAAUAUGAUUCCAGUGUUAAUAGGUGCUAUCUUGGUAGCCUAUGUUGAACCUGUUGCUGCAGGAAGUGGUAUUCCACAAGUGAAAUGUUAUCUAAACGGUGUCAAGAUACCACGAGUUGUGCGUAUUAAGACUCUGGCUGUAAAAACUAUUGGUGUCAUAUGCACAGUAGUUGGAGGUCUAGCCGGAGGCAAGGAAGGUCCUAUGAUACACUCUGGCGCCGUUGUCGCCGCGGGAAUUUCGCAGGGCAAGAGUACUACUUUUAAGAAAGACCUGAGGAUAUUCAAAUAUUUCAGGGAGGAUCAUGAGAAACGAGACUUUGUAUCGGGAGGCGCUGCUUCCGGAGUUUCGGCGGCUUUCGGCGCGCCGAUUGGUGGAGUCUUAUUCAGUAUUGAGGAAGGCACUAGUUUCUUUAAUCAGAGCCUCACGUGGAGGACAUUUUUCGCUAGUAUGAUGACGACAUUCAUCCUAAACAUAGUCUUGAGUGCGUAUCACGGACACCCCGGCGAUCUCUCAUAUCCAGGCUUGUUGAAUCUGGGAAAGUUCGAGUCGAUUCCUUAUGAGAUCUAUGAAAUUCCACUGUUUAUGAUAAUGGGCACAUUGGGUGGUGCGCUCGGUGCGCUAUGGAAUCACAUCAAUUACAAGAUCACUUGCUUCCGUUUGCGAUUCGUAACGCGAAGAUGGCUAAAAGUAAUAGAAGCUCUCUUCGUGGCGAUGCUGAGCGCGACAUUGGGCUUCCUGAUGAUAUAUUUCAUCGACGAUUGCAAGCCGUUGGGCAAGGAUCCUACCAAGUACCCGGUCCAGAUGUAUUGCAAGAGUGGAGAAUACAAUGCAGUCGCGAGUUUGUGGUUUCAAACCCCUGAGAGCAGCGUACGAUCUUUAUUUCAUGAUCCCAAAGGAUCUCACAACGACAUGACACUAGCCAUCUUCGUUGUAUUGUACUUUUUCCUUGCUGCUUCCACCUUUGGUUUAUCUAUGUCAAGCGGGCUGUUUAUUCCUUCCCUGUUGAUUGGAUCUGCAUGGGGUAGAUUGAUAGGAUCAGGCCUCUCGAAGCUAUGGCCAAAUUGUGUAGUACUGGACCCUGGCAAAUACGCUCUACUGGGUGCCGCCGCGCAAUUGGGAGGAGUAGUUAGAAUGACAAUCAGUUUAACCGCAAUUCUGAUAGAAGCAACGCAAGGCAUAUCCUUCGGUCUGCCUGUGAUUAUAGUUCUUAUAAUGGCAAAGUGGGUCGGCGAUUUCUUUAAUGAGGGAAUAUACGACAUUCACACGCAGAUGGCUGGAAUUCCAUUGAUUCCGUGGGAACCACCCCCGUUAUCGAGUAACAUUUACGCGAGUGAGAUUAUGAGCCACCCGGUAGUAACCCUGAGGACCGUCGAAAAUGUGGGACACAUUGUUGAGCUUCUAAAAUGUGUCACGUUCAACGGGUUCCCGGUAGUUGAUCCACCGAGUAGCGACCAAAGUGAGAUAAAUACAUAUGGCCGAUUCCGUGGUCUGAUACUGCGUUCUCAGCUGAUAGUAUUAUUGCAAAACAAGAUAUUCAACGAAUAUGCGGAGUUUUGGGACAAGUCGUUAGACAUAAAAAUCUUCAGGAAAGAAUAUCCUAGAUAUCCAACAAUCGAGCAAGUUGUUGUCACUGAGGAGGAGAAAACCUACACAAUAGAUUUGAGGCACUUUAUGAAUCCUGCUCCAUAUACAUUACAGCACUCCGCAACACUGCCAAGAGCAUUUAGACUGUUCAGGGCGUUAGGAUUACGUCACUUGCCAGUGGUAAAUGACACAAAUGAGGUAGUUGGUAUUAUUACGCGAAAAGAUGUCACUAGAUUCAGGAUAUGGAAACAUCAAGGAAGAAUGGGACUAGAUGAAUUAAUAAUCACUAAUAAAAUUUAAUCUUAAGUUUCUUUUACUAUUUAUAGUAUUAUUUACUAUUUAUAGACUAUUACUAAGACUUAGACUAUUACUAAGACACUUAGAACAUUUACUAUGUUCGGAAUAUUAAUAAGGCCUGUUAUAAUUCUAAGAUACUAUUUUGAUUCUAUUAUCUUUUAUCCUAAGAUCUAUUUUGAUAUGUACAGAUUAUAGAAAUUUUAUUUAUAUUGUGUUCAAAGAAGGUAGAAAUGAUUAGACAAGAAGGCACAA